Momordica charantia (bitter melon) is the source of this 659-nucleotide messenger RNA. Its product is annotated as SH3/FCH domain protein. NCBI's taxonomy places the organism in Eukaryota, Viridiplantae, Streptophyta, Magnoliopsida, Cucurbitales, Cucurbitaceae. The record is from RefSeq and is a predicted model, not a curated record. Gene Ontology annotation, cellular component: chloroplast; respiratory chain complex I.
UUUUUCUGUAAGAAAAAAGGAGAAAAUCGAACCGAGAGGAUCGCUAGUGAAAUUAUUUACCAGUUGCCAUUCCCGCGGGCUGAAGUUGAUUUUCAUUUUCCAAUAGCCGCCGGUUCGAGAGCUCCGCCAUGGCCGCCCCCUACGAUCCCGCUACUCGUGAGGCUGUUCGGAAGAAGCAAGGAGCGCCAAUUAAGUUCUUGGUUCCUCUCGUAUAUGCCCCUGUUCUUCCUCUCAUCAGAAUCGCGCUGCGUAAGAACCCGGUUGUGAGGGAUCGGCUGUUCACGGCGGUGUUGGCCGGUGCUUUUGCCCAUGGCUUUUACCUGGUAACUGAUAUUUACGACGCUGAGAGCAAGUGAAUGUGGAACUCAUCCAUCAUCCAACUCAAACUCAAAUUCAGACCUUCUCCCAUGUCUUUUUUUUUUCCCAUUGCUAAACCCUAAACUAACUUUUUCUUUCCCUUCUUUAUAAAUUUUGUGCAAGAGAAUGUAUCUUCAUUACAUCUUAUUCCAAUAUGUUGCCCCUUUCAUUGUCUUGGAGGAAGGAAAAAAAUGAAGAGUUAUUAUUAUUUUGUGAAAGUGAAUUGUAUUGUAUUGCAUUGGGGUAAUAUGAUGAAAUAAUGAUAGAUUGGGGACAUUUUGAACCCUCAUCAUAUUUAAACC